UAGUUUCGUACACAUCAGCUGCGAGCUAAGUAAAAAUAAAAAGUACCUGCCUCGGCCCUUAGCGUUUUUGCUAGUUCUUCUGGUGCCCGUGCUAACUUGUUACUGUGCUUCACAUCAGUUCAGAGCAGAUUUCUCUGCUUGUACGCUUGACAGAUUUGUUCAGAGCCAUUAUUUGCGGGGAGAGUGACUGAGGCUGCGACGCGAGCGGCUGUAGGAUCAGGAGUUCGCAGUUUCGCCUCGUAGCAGGACCUCCAUGCAGGAGCAAGUCAAACAGGCGUACAAUUACUGAAGUAGUGCUGGGAGCGACGAUGGACGCUGAGACUAAGCACCAUAGUGAAGAAGAUGAGAAGAUCGAGGUCGAAGACGAUUCGCUAGAUGACAAACUAGCGGUCGCUGCUGCUGUGACGCUGGGCCCGGCUGGUAACGGUGCUGUCUCGGCAACAGAAGAAUCGGAGUCAUCCAAUGCGGACGACGGAGCAGCGAGCUCUGAAGAUGGUCAGGAACCAGCGGCAGCAACUGACCUUGCAGUCAGCCCUGCACCGGCUACUGUGAUAACUCCCUACGUCCAAGUCGACUCGAGCAAAGCUGAGCUGACGAUCCUCGAAGAACCACGGCAGAGAGGAUUCCGCUUCAGAUACUCGUGCGAGGGCCCGUCACACGGCGGCCUGCCUGGAGAGACCUCGGAGAAGAAUCGCAAGUCGUAUCCUACCGUACAACUGCGCAAGUACGAGGGCCGUGCAGCCAGAGUAGUCGUGUCCCUAGUCACCCAAGACGACCCGCCAAGACCGCAUGCACACUCGCUGGUCGGUCGCCACGUCGUCAACGGCCAGUGUACCGUCCAAAUCGGCCCGGAGACCAACUGGAUGGCAUCGUUCCCCAACCUGGGCAUACUGCAUGUGACCAAGAAGAACGUGGUCAAAGUCCUGCUGGAGAGAUAUGCCCUGGCGCUGACUGGGCCUGGUGCAUCCUCAGUGGCUCUGCCAAUCAUGCCAGAUUUGAAGCCAGGCACUGCACCGACAUCGUCGUUGCCGGAUGAGGCCGCUGUCAUUGCAGCGUCCAUGGAGAAGCUCAGCGAAGAAGAGCGUUCGCAGCUGAAGGCAAUGGCCGAGGAGGCCAGUCGGCACAUGAACUUGAGCGUGGUACGCCUCUGCUUCCAGGCGUAUCUGGCGGACGAGCAGGGCAGCUUCACCAAGCCUCUGCAGCCGUGCAUCUCCCAGCCGGUUUACGACAGCAAAGCCCCGUCGGCAUCGACUCUGAAGAUAAGCCGCAUGGACCGGCAUUCCGGCUCGGUGCUUGGCGGAGACGAGGUGUAUUUGCUUUGCGACCGCGUCCAGAAGGACGACAUUGAAGUGCGAUUCUUCACGGAAGGCGACGGAAGCGACAGUGGUGAUGGACGGCCGGAUGGUUGGUCAGCCCUGGGGGUGUUUGCACCGUCCGAUGUUCACCGCCAGUUUGCAAUCGUGUUCAAGACGCCGGCAUACUGCGACACUAGCAUCAGCCGGCCAGUGAACGUAUGGAUCCAGCUGCGACGACGGUCGGACAACGAGACCAGCGAGGCAAAGCCGUUCACUUACCAGCCGCAGAUAGUCGACACGGAGCAGCUGGCGCGCAAGAGACAGAAGAAGAUACCGCACUUCUUCGACCAUUACGGAGAGGCGGGAAACAACGGCCGUGGCGGCGGUGGUGGUAACGGAAGUAACGGCGGUGGGGGCGCUGCAGGCGGUGGUGGAGGGGGUCCAAUGUGGGGUAACCCAGGCAGUGGCGGCGGAGCAGGUGGUGGGGCUAGCGGCAGCAACGGUCCGGGGCUUUUCGGCGACGGCUUUGGAUUCAACGGCAUGCCACCGCUGUCGAGUCGUCAAGCCGCCGUCACCACUGCCCAGGAGCUCGUGUCCGGUGAUGAACCAGAGCGCGCUGAGUCGUCGGCCACGCCCGCUGAUGUCACGGCUGCUGGUAUACUGGCCUGUGGUGGCGCCAUGAAGCGACGACGCUCCCCGGAAUCAUCUGCAUCCGCAGCGGCACAUGAUGCCACAUCGGCCACGCCCGCUGAUGUCACUGCUGCUGGUAUUCUGGCCCGUGGUGGCGCCAUGAAGCGACGACGCUCCCAGGAAUCACCCGCAUCUACAACGGCGCAUGAUGCAACAUCGGCCACGCCCGCUGAUGUCACAGCUGCUGGCAUUCUGGCCCGUGGUGGCGCCAGGAAACAACGGCGUUCCCCGGAAUCACCUGCAUCAACGGCGGCGCAUGAUUCCACUACUAGAUACACGCUAACAAGCAAGGCAAAGCGACGCAUGCAGCAGCGCCACCAACAGGACCAUGUAUCUGACGAGCACAGCGACCCGAGAAGCAGCGGGCAGCCGUCGAGUCUUGCGCACGAGCAGCAGCCGAGGCAGAAAUCGCUCCGGAUGACGGUCGGCUGCCGUCAUCGUCAUCAGCGGAGGGCAAAGUCGCGUGCGAGGCUGGUAGCAUCGCGCACAGCACCGCUGGUCCGUGUAUAGCAGUCACUGUGCGAUGCGUACUCUAAUCGAUCGUAAUAUUGUUAAUAAUGCAUGCGCUGACUAACCGUUGACUACCUGUACAUGUAUGGCCUUGCACAUUGAUUGCGGCGCCGGCGGUGCCCUUCGUUCGUCCCCGCUGCCUCCACCUAUCAUGGCAAUUAGUUUGCGCUUGAUUUCUGGCCUUGACCUAUCCAUGGCUGAGUGCUAUUUUCGGAAACUAUAACCUGCGUUCAUCCACUCCCCGUCGUCGUCUUGUAGCCCGUUGCCCGUCGUCGUCUUGUAGCCCGUCGUUGUCUUGUAGCCCGUUGCCUUACGAAGUACAGAGACGCAGUGCACGCACGAUGAUGGAUCGUCGGCUUCACGGUGCACGCGUAUGUCCUGGUAGCCCUUCCGCCACUGACAAUCUUUGUUCAGUCCUGUUUAUCGCCGCUCUCCCCACUGCAGGAUUACUAAAACCACAGCAACCGUCUGAGUGUGACGUGUUUUGUUGCUGGGUGAGAUGUGCUUCCGCUAUACUUGAAGCACCUGCUGAUAUUUAAACUGCUGCCAAGGACAUUAGAUUGGCAAGAGCUGACGUCAUCUGCUUUUAUCAUACUAUGUGCGCGGGAACUACAUGCACAGAAACUGAUCAUUAAUUUAGACGUGCAUGCCGGGUUUAAAAAUACGUUUUAUAGUUCUCGUCUCGUGCCAAAUACCAGUGUCGCCGUUGUACUCUAUACAGGCGCUGGCUUCUUUAUUUUUCCGGCUUUGCACAUGUAUUCGCGGUUGACAUGCGUCAGCUCGCGUCAGGCAGUGCAAACGUUUCGUAACACACGGUUUGCUGUGACCCAUCCCCGCUGGUACCGUGAGCUACAUAUUCUACCAGACUUGUCCAGUGGGAUUUCUACUUCAUUGUAAAUGAUUGGAAAGAGA
Messenger RNA from Sycon ciliatum, 3407 nucleotides. Its product is annotated as nuclear factor NF-kappa-B p105 subunit-like. Lineage: Eukaryota; Metazoa; Porifera; Calcarea; Leucosolenida; Sycettidae. Gene Ontology annotation, molecular function: RNA polymerase II cis-regulatory region sequence-specific DNA binding; DNA-binding transcription factor activity, RNA polymerase II-specific. The transcript has a single exon. Gene Ontology annotation, cellular component: cytoplasm. Bases 309 to 2495 code for a protein of 728 amino acids. Gene Ontology annotation, biological process: regulation of DNA-templated transcription. The record is from RefSeq and is a predicted model, not a curated record.